Molecule: messenger RNA, 2233 nt
Organism: Paramecium sonneborni
Lineage: Eukaryota; Ciliophora; Oligohymenophorea; Peniculida; Parameciidae
Source: the annotation of a GenBank genome assembly
AUGACUUAAUAGGAUUUCUGGAUCCCUAGAUCGUUAAUGAUUUAUUCUAAAGAAGAAUUUCUGAAUUAUAUAGAUAAAAACUAAAUAAUUUUUCCUGAAUAUCUGAAAGAAAAACUUUUGAAAUGGAAUUCCUUACCUAUUCUAAAUUUUAUUACAACUGAAAUUGAAGCAAGUUUUGGAAGUUUUUUCUGUUAAAUUAUACAACUAUCUUAGAUUUAAAUUGUACGAGAUCGUUUUAGUGAAUUUUUGAACAAAAAAUUUAGUGAUCUAACAUUAGAUAGAUCAAUGGAACUUUGUAAAUUCAUUUUUUAGAAAGAAUCCUUAUAAUCCUUCCCUCAAAGCAAUGAGUUUAAAGCUAUUGGUGAUCAUUUUUUUGAAAGUUUUAUAUAUGAAAAAAAUUAACCAUUAAAGAAACCUUCAUUUUAUAAAUGUCUAAAUGGUAAGGAGGUAAAUGAUUUAAAUGAAUAAGAUAUUAAAUAUAGAAUAGUAUUGUAUUAAACUGAACUAAAUAGUAAUUAAGGGAACUUAUUUUUUUCAACAAAUAAUGAUAUGACUUAGUUAAAAUAAUAAAUAUUAGGAUUUUAUCCUAUCUAUCAAACUCCACCAAAAAAUCAAAUUAAAUUUUAAACUAAUGUAAGCCCUUAUCGUUAAGAAUAAAAUUAGAUUAAUAUUUAAUUAUAAAAUGUAAAUAAAUUAUAAACAAGUGCUAUUGCUUUUAAUAACAAAUAACUUUAAGAUCAACCUAGAAAUUUGAAUCCAUAAAAAGAACAGUAAGAAGGUUUUAUUAAAACUUCUAAUUAAUAGAAUUCUAAUUAUAAUGAUCCUUAAAAUAUAUCUAAUAAUUAUUAAGGUAUUAAUUAGAAUUUUUAAUAAAAUAACUAUUUCAAUAAUUAAAAUAAUCAUGCUUAAUAGGGUUGCAGUAGUUUUUAAAAUAAUAUGAAUUAGUUUUCUAAUAAUUAAAAUAUUAUAAACCGAAAUAACUAAUUCUCAUAAUAAUAAUAAUUCUAGUAAUUCUAAUAAACAAAAAUCUAGUAACCACAAUUAUAAUAAUAAUAAUAAUUCUAAUAAUCCUAAUAAACAAAACUCUAGUAACCACAAUUAUAAUAAUAAUAAUAAUAUUAAUAAUAAUAAUAAACAAAAUUCUAGUAAGCACAAUUAUAAUAAUAAUAAUAAUACUAAUAAUAAUAAUAAUAAUAAUAAUAGCCAAAGUCUGUAAAAUUAUUAUCAUAGCAAAAUAACUCUAAUAAUUUAUAAUAUUUCUAGAAAAAUUCAAGUAAUUCAUAUCCAACACAUUAUAUUGAUAUAAAUUAACUGGAAAUGAAACAAAAAUCAGCUGAUGAGGAUAUAUUUACGACACAAUCAAUUAAUUCUUUACAUGAAAAUAAACCAUAAGAAGUAAAAAGCAGGUUAAUAACUUAUAAUCACAAUAAUUAAUAAACCAAUUAAGAAUGUCAGAUCUGUUGUACAGUUUAUAACAUAAAUUCAGAUUAAGCUAUUAUUACUCCUUGUUGUUCUAAAUUACUUCAUAAAGAAUGUGUUUAAUAAAAUUUACAUAAUAAAGUAUAAUAAAAUAUGGUUUUUAAAAAUAUAAAAUGUUUUCAAUGUGAUAAAUCAUUGGAUGAUAAUUAUAAUUUUAUUAAGUAAAAUAUUCCUCGAUAACUUUUUGAUGAAAUUGUAAAAAAGCAAGUUUUAGCAAAUAUUCCUUUAAAAUGUUUUUCAUGUUCUUUACCAAUUGAUGUUGGCUAGGAUAUCUUAUAUAAAUAGACUUAGAUUGAAUGUAAAAGAUGUCAGAAAAAACUUUGUAGUCUUUGUAGAUAAGAAUAUCAUGGGCAAAAUGAAUAAGUAAAAUUUAAAUAAAUAUACUAGAAUUAAUAAUGUCCAAGUUUAUCUAGAGAAAUUUAAAAAGCAAUGAAAGGUCUUCCAGUUCUUGUUUGUCCUUUUUGUAAUUUAAUGUAAACAAAAGAUGAUAAUUGUAAUCAUGUACGUUGUUUUGGUUGCAAUAAAGAUUUAUGUUCAGCUUGUUCGGUUGAUAGAGCUCCGAUAAUUGCACAUGGCAACCAUUAUCAUAGAAUAGGUUGUUCUGAUUAUCAACCAUGGAUGUUUAAAGGUCAACAAAUUAAUAAAGAAGAAUUUGAUAGAAAAAAAUGUGAAAGAUGUAAAGAAUCAUAAAAGGCAUGUCAAUACCCAAUAAGUUUAGAAGAAUAUAAAAAAUAAAGAAACUUUUGAUGAUAAC